AACAAUGCUGCCACUUGAUGAUCAUCUUCAUGAUCAUUGGUAUCUCGGCAUUGGACAUGAUCGAAGGGAGGAUGAUAGGCGAAGAUGUUCCGAUGUCGGUUAUGCACGAAGAGUGGAUGACUAAACAUGAUCGAUUUUAUAAAGAUGAUGCGGAGAAAGAACGAAGGUUGAAGAUAUUUAAAGAGAAUGUUGAGCACAUUGAGUAUGUGAAUAAGUUUGGAGGUUUGAAAUACAAGCUUGGCAUUAACAAGUUCACAGACUUAACUAAUGAGGAGUUCAAGGCCAUUUACAAUGGUUUUAGAUUUUCAAAUGUUGGCUUAAAGAAAGGUACAAGAGGGUUCAGAUAUGAGAAUUUCACUGAUUUGCCUGCUAGUGUUGAUUGGAGAGCUAGAGGUGCUGUUACUCCAAUUAAAGAUCAAGGACAAUGUGGAUGUUGUUGGGCAUUCUCAGCAGUAGCAUCAGUGGAGGGGAUAACAAAGAUAACUUCAGGCAAGUUGAUCUCCUUAUCCGAGCAAGAACUGGUGGACUGUGACACCAACCAAGACCAGGGAUGCAACGGCGGAAUCAUGGACGAUGCAUUCGAGUUCAUAAUAAAAAAUGGAGGCCUGACAACUGAAGCAAACUACCCAUACAAGGCCAUAGACAGCACAUGCAAUAACAUGAAGGAAGCAUCUCAUAUAGCCACAAUUUCCGGCUACGAAGAUGUACCGACUAAUAGUGAAUCGUCUCUGAUGAAGGCGGUCGAAAACCAGCCAGUUUCCGUUGCCAUUGAUGCCGGUGGCUCUGACUUCCAGCAUUAUUCAAGCGGGGUUUUUACCGGUGAUUGUGGGACAAACUUGGAUCAUGGGGUUGCAGUGGUUGGUUAUGGAAGUGCAAGUGAUGGGACUAAGUAUUGGCUUGUGAGGAACUCAUGGGGAAGUUCUUGGGGUGAGAAUGGUUAUAUUAGGAUGCAGCGUGAUGUUGGUGAUGAUGAAGGUUUAUGUGGUAUUGCCAUGCAAGCAUCUUAUCCCACUACAUAA
Molecule: messenger RNA, 1019 nt
Organism: Dioscorea cayenensis subsp. rotundata (Guinea yam)
Lineage: Eukaryota; Viridiplantae; Streptophyta; Magnoliopsida; Dioscoreales; Dioscoreaceae
Product: senescence-specific cysteine protease SAG39-like
Exons: 2
Coding region: 18-1019 (333 amino acids)
Cellular component (GO): lysosome
Molecular function (GO): cysteine-type endopeptidase activity
Source: RefSeq, a predicted model, not a curated record